Molecule: messenger RNA, 4347 nt
Organism: Syngnathus typhle (broad-nosed pipefish)
Lineage: Eukaryota; Metazoa; Chordata; Actinopteri; Syngnathiformes; Syngnathidae
Product: adenylate cyclase type 8
Exons: 22
Coding region: 549-4094 (1181 amino acids)
Biological process (GO): adenylate cyclase-activating G protein-coupled receptor signaling pathway; intracellular signal transduction; cAMP biosynthetic process
Cellular component (GO): plasma membrane
Molecular function (GO): adenylate cyclase activity
Source: RefSeq, a predicted model, not a curated record
AAAUACGGCAACGGCGAGAAUUGUGCAAGUAAUAAUGGUGAGCCAUGAUGACUCUAAUUUUAAGAUCUUGUUUCCUUUUGAAGGUAAAAACAUGCCUCCUCCGCUACAAUGAAUCAGUCCCUGUCUAGUAGUAGUGCUUACUUUGAAGGAUUGCAACCAAAAUAAAAGCACACAGAUGAACACAUUUGGGAGUCCAGCUUUGAGCAGAUUUGUCUGACUUGGCCGGGGAGAGGAAGAGAGAGGGACCGAGAGAGAGAGAGAGGGCAAGAUUUGGAGCGAGCGUGUCCUGAGCUUUGAAAAACAGAGGAGAGGAGAGGGAGAGAAUGGCUGCUGCCUAAUUAAUCCUCUUUGCAGCCGCCGCCCUGCUCCCUGACACUUGCGGACUUCCUUUCAAAACAGGAUGUCUGAAUUUUGGACGGAGCGGACGCGAGAGAAUGUGGGGAAAACAUGAAUGGUGACGGACGGGCUGCCUCUGCCGCGGCUAAACCUGAGCAUGAGCGCUGGCUGGAUCCACCAAAGGAAUCACACGACAGAUCGGGAAGCCCGCCAUGGUGACCUUUGCAGAGACGACGCAGGUCUCCUCCACGGAGCUGCGCGAGCCGCCCCGCCCCGGCGCCACCCUGUCCCCGGGGCUGAGGCGGAAAAAGAUGCUGUGGCAGAACGCCGUCAAGCACAUCAUCAUCCAGCAGGAGCUCAGCGCUCAGGUGGGCGUGGAGCCAGCUCGCAAGAUCUUUGUGACCGACGCCUACAUGGAAGAAAUCAACCGGCAGAUCCGCAGCAAGGCCUCGCGCGGCGUCAAGCGGCGCUCCUCCACCUUUCGAGUGCACCCCUCCCACAUGCGCAGCGGCUCCCUCAGCCACAGCGUGGCCAACGAAUACGCCAGCGACGCCGACUUCUUUGUGCACUGGGGCCGCAUUAUUCACGGCAUUUACAUCCCCACCCUGAGGCACACCUUCAAGUCCAAAGACCUGGAAAAACUCUACCAGCAGCACUCGUCCCACCAAAGACGCAACUCCCUGGCCAUCACCAAUGUGAUCGAUGCCGUGGCCAAGUUGCAGAUCCUGGUUCUGUACCUGGCCUUGGCGCGCGAGGAGGAGGCGGCGGCGGCGCUGGCGGCGGCCGAGCCCCUGCGAGGCUGCUUGACGUGCGCCUUCACGGUGUUUGCCGUGGCGCUGUGCGUGGGGGUGCUCACCUGUAAGGACUCCAUGCCGCCCAGGUGGCUUCAUUACGCCGGGCUGGCCAGCUGGCUGUCGCAGACGGCUCAGGUCCUGGGAGGACUGGUCUACGGUCUGGAGAAAGACCCGUCGUGGUACCUUCUGUUCACGCUGUUUGCCACCUACACGCUGCUUCCCCUCCCGCUGGCGUGGGCCAUGUGCGCCGGUUCGCUGACGUCGGCGCUGCAGGUGGCGGCCGAGACCGUACGCUUCCGUCACGACGCCGUGCUCUUGACCAAGGUGCUGGCCCAAGGCCUCCUGUACCUGGGGAUGAACACGGCCGGAUUCUUCAUUCACUACCUGAGCGAUCAUUCGCAGCGCCAGGUGUUCCUGGAAACGCGGCGCUGCAUCGAAGGCCGCCUCCGGCUGGAGCAGGAGAACCAGCGACAGGAGCGUCUGGUCUUGUCCAUUUUGCCCCGCUUUGUCGCCUUGGAAAUGAUCGCCGACAUGAGCUCCAUGGAAGAUGAGCUCAUUCCUCAAGAGUUUCACAAGAUUUAUAUUCACCAGUACAAAGAUGUCAGCAUCCUUUUUGCCGACAUCAAGGGCUUUACUCUGCUAUCCAUGAACUUGUCAGCUCAGGAUUUGGUUCGAACCCUCAACGAGCUCUUUGGACGCUUCGACCAUUUGGCCGAGGAGCACCAGUGCCUGCGAAUCAAGAUACUCGGGGACUGUUAUUAUUGCGUGUCCGGGGUCCCGGAACCCCAGCGCGCCCACGCCCGCCACUGCGUGGAAAUGGGUCUGGCUAUGAUCAGCACCAUACGGUCCGUCCGCAGGCAGCUCAACUUUAACAUGGACAUGAGGAUCGGCAUCCAUUCGGGCUCGGUCCUGUGCGGGGUGCUGGGUCUGCAGAAAUGGCAGUUUGACGUUUGGUCUUGGGACGUGGGCAUCGCCAACAUGCUGGAGGCGGGCGGCAUACCGGGGAGGAUCCAUAUCUCCAAGGCCACCCUGGACUGCCUGGAAGGCACCUACAAGACAGAGGACGGACACGGAGGUGACAGGAACGACUUCCUGCGGCGACACAACAUCGCCACCUUCCUCGUUUGCCCUCAGGAGGACAUCCCCCGAGAUGAGCGCGCCGAGCCUCGCAAAGUCCGCAAAACCAGUCGCGGCCAGCAGACUCCUUUCGGCAGCGCCGUCGACAUGAACAGCAUCUUGGCCUCGUUCACCAACGGGUCGCUGCCCAACAUAUGGCCGUCCACCUCCAAGGAAAUCAACCAACGCAUCAAACGCGCCAUCGAGGUCCGCAGCAGCGAGCGGAUGCACAAGGAACACAUCAGUCCUCUGUCCCUGCUAUUCAAGGACACGCACGUGGAGGACAAGUUUUCCCAGAUGAGAGACGAAAUGUUCAACUCCAACCUGCUCUGCUCCUUCAUCAUGCUGCUCUUUGUCAUGGCCGCCCAGGCCCUCAUCCCGGCGCCCAGGCUGAUCCCAGCCAUGGUGCAGUUUUCCCUGUUCCUGCUCACCUACGCGCUGCUGCUGCUGCUGGCGCUGGCCGAGGAGUUCAGAUGGAGCCCGGCCGCGCUGCAGCAGUUGUGCUGCUGGAUCCACGAGAACAACGGCGCUCGCAACACGCUCACCCUCACUACCGUUGUCAUCAACUUUGCUUUGGCCUCCACGGACAUUUUGUGGUGCGUUCUGACAGACGCGGGAGGAGCUCACCAGACGGAAAAGACCAACACGGCGUCAUCGGCUCUCACCGUGUGUUCCUACCCGGAGGUGUUUGUGCUGAGCGGCGUGAUCGCCAUGGUGACGUGCGCCGUGUUCCUUCGUCUCAACUCCCUGCUGAAGCUGGCCGUGCUGCUGCUGGCCGUGGCCAUCUAUUCCUACCUCAUCCAUCUGGCCUUCCUGUCUCUCGCGCGCCAAGACAUGCCGCAUGGGUCUUACUACAUGAGGAGAAAAGGCAUCGCCAUCCUCCUCUUGGUCAUGUUCAUCGUGGCCGUCUUUUACAACGGACGCCAGUGGGAGGCCACCGCCAGGCAGGACUUCCUGUGGCGUCUGCAGGCUCAGCAGGAAGUGGAGGACAUGCGGGAGCUGCGGGAGCACAAUGAGUGUCUGCUGCACAAUAUUCUGCCCAUGCACGUGGCCCGCCACUUCUUGGACCGCAGCAAGAACGAUGAGGAGCUCUACUCGCAGUCCUACGACGAGGUGGGGGUGAUGUUUGCGUCUAUCGCUGGAUUUAACGAAUACUUUGAGCAAAAGGAGAUCAGGCACGAAGGUGUGGAUUGCCUCCGACUCCUCAACGAGAUCAUAGCCGGCUUCGACGAGUUGCUGGAGGAGUCGUACUUUCAUUACGUGGAGAAGAUCAAGACCGUCGGCAGCUGCUAUAUGGCCGCUUCCGGUCUGGCGCCCGACAAGCAGACGUCCAUGGACGAAUGGAAUCACUUGAGCGAACUGGUUCUAUUUGCUCUGGCGAUGCAGGAGACCUUGAAGGAGAUUAACAGGCACGCCGCCAAAGACUUUCAGCUCCGUGUCGGCAUCGCUCACGGGCCGGUGGUAGCGGGCGUGAUCGGUGCCAGCAAACCGCAGUACGACAUCUGGGGCUCCACGGUGAACCUGGCCAGCCGCAUGGACAGCACGGGGGUGAGCGGACGCAUCCAGGUGCCCGAGGCCACCCGCAGGAUCCUGGCAGAGUGGGGCUUUGUCUUGGAGCUGCGUGGGGAGAUCUUUGUCAAGGGGGUGAGCGAGUGUCGGGGCAAAGUGCGGACCUACUUCAUCAGCACCAUACGCAGCAAGAGAGCCGUUUCGGCGCCGGGCGGACGGCCGGGGGCCAGGAUGGAGGGACGCAUGACGCUGGCGGGCAUCGUGUUCAGUUUGGUCCAAGGCAGACACAAGGAGAGGCUGAGGGAGACCAACGGGGGAGUCACUCAAGUGCUGAGCUGAUGGGAGAACCCCUUCAAAGUGACCCAGAUUCAAAUUCCGCCAUACCGUUGUCAGUACUUUGUAUUGUGACAAUGAGGACGUUGUCAAGGCCGGUUGUCGUCUUCGUCGGGGUCUGAAAGCUUCAAGCCAAACCAUUGUAUACCUCAAAUCACAACCACCUCAACAACCAUAUACAAUGAGCUGUAUAAUCUUUCAAUGCUUGAUCUCUAACUGUAGUCUUAUGUGUGGAAUAAAAAUAAAACACUGGCUUUUA